GAUGCGUCAAACGUUUUACAAUGYCCAGGGUAUAAAUAAGGCUGCGCGCAACGAGUAGUCAUUUUUCCAAAAUCAAAGGAAAGAAACUAAGGAACAGGAACGAAUCGUGUUUUUUCUAACUCUCCUUACCAUUGAUAAACUACUAUUCUUCCUUAUUCCAGACUCUCCUUAUACCAUGAGUGGAUUAUUUCACAGAAAUGUAUUGGUGGCAGCAGCGGUAUGCUGCUCUGUGCUGGUCCGGUCUGUCCUGGGGUCCCCGGUGUUAGCGCAAGAGCCGAUCCGAUGCGCCCCGUGCUCACCGGAGAAGCUGAGCGAGUGUCCAGCGGUGGCGCCCGGCUGUGCGGAGGUUCUGCGGGAGCCUGGUUGUGGAUGCUGCCUCGCUUGCGCCCUGAAGACGGGGGAUCUGUGCGGAAUCUACACGGCGCCAUGCGGGUCCGGACUGAGGUGCACCCCGAGGCCCGGCGACCUCCGGCCGCUGCAUUCCCUCACUCGCGGCCAGGCUGUAUGCACGGAGAUCCCCGAGCCCGAGAGUAGUCCUGUGUCCCAAAACCCCGACCAAGGAGCGGCGGACAAUGCCGAGACAGAGAACGCUGCCAUGGUAUCAGACCCCGGCUCCAGCCUCUAUCUCCACGGCCACCGCAAGCCCUUCGAUCCCCGAGCCGCCGCGGACGCGCUGGAGAGCAUGAAAGCCAAAGUUAACGCAAUCCGAAAGAAAUUGGUGGAGCAGGUGAGCGCUCACGGAAAAUGUACUAACAGUUUUGCAAUUAUAAUUUAACGUUCUUAAAACUUUUGGAGAGUCAAAGAACGGUUGGGUUGUGGGUAAUUAGCAUCAUACCGCAAGGGGGCCCUCGAGUGACUUUGAAG
Messenger RNA from Salvelinus sp. IW2-2015, 864 nucleotides. Its product is annotated as insulin-like growth factor-binding protein 4. The record is from RefSeq and is a predicted model, not a curated record. Gene Ontology annotation, cellular component: extracellular region. Lineage: Eukaryota; Metazoa; Chordata; Actinopteri; Salmoniformes; Salmonidae. Gene Ontology annotation, molecular function: insulin-like growth factor I binding; insulin-like growth factor II binding. Gene Ontology annotation, biological process: regulation of insulin-like growth factor receptor signaling pathway.